Messenger RNA from Engraulis encrasicolus (European anchovy), 5466 nucleotides. RefSeq names its product CMP-N-acetylneuraminate-beta-galactosamide-alpha-2,3-sialyltransferase 1-like. Gene Ontology annotation, biological process: sialylation. The transcript is spliced from 7 exons. Bases 1410 to 2432 code for a protein of 340 amino acids. The record is from RefSeq and is a predicted model, not a curated record. Lineage: Eukaryota; Metazoa; Chordata; Actinopteri; Clupeiformes; Engraulidae. Gene Ontology annotation, cellular component: membrane. Gene Ontology annotation, molecular function: beta-galactoside (CMP) alpha-2,3-sialyltransferase activity.
GUUGACUCCGCGCCGUUUGAUGCAGCGCAAAACUGCUGAACAUUUCAUCCCCCACGGAGCCGUUCGCUCGUGUUCGAUAGGAAAAACAGACGCGGUUGUGUUGUCCUUCAAGGACAAUAACGGAAUAAAUUUACACAGCGGGUCUGUCACAGACAGCCGUGUCGUUUAGUGUUUUAAAAGAAAAUGUCAAGAAUUUUUAAAUGGUUGUGUGGAUCGCUGACAGGCUGAGUGCCCAGGAUAACGGUUUCGCCUCAUCUACAUGCGCACGGAGAUUGCCAGUGGAUGAUUGUCCAGGGGGAGCUGAAGCGAUUGGCCAUCCACCCCGUUGAGUCAACAAAGAAGAGACGUGCCCUGUGAUGCGAUCGCAACAUUUGGCUGACCGAUAAACCCCCCACCUCCCCUCACUUCACCUCAGCUCACGUCCAGGUGGGUGGUCCCUGAGCAGAUCUGGGAACAGUCUGAUCAUGAGGGAAAAGGAACUGUGUGGUUUUGUACUUUUUUGCUUUUUUCUUCGGCCCUGGCCCCUGUCAGCACGUUUGGAUUGAUGAUUGAUGAUGGUUUAGCAGCACUGAGAACAGAAAAGUCUUUGGCGCGUUUGGGGAACAGGGCUGAGCGUAAAGCAGCUGAGGGAGGAAGGAAAAUUAACAUAGAAGGCACUUUUUUUCCUCUUUUGUUUUUAAUUAACUUUUUUCGUUGAAGGAGCCUUAACUUGCCAACUACAGGUAAUUAAAGAUUUUUUUUCUUCCAGCAGAAGAGUUUUCUUUUUCAGUGGAUUUACCCGGGAGCGCAUUGCACAUAUUUCAACAGUGUUGGGCUUUGAAUUCAUAAGAAGAAAGUUGAAUUGUGGGAGUUUUUCAUCAGCUUGCAGUCUGGGUGUUGCUGCUGUGGACAGCCUGGUGUGAAGGCACAAUGUGAGCUCUCCUACCCCCCCACCCCCGUGGAAGCUGUCUGUUCCCCUUCACUAUUUCCCCUGAGCUCUGCCUGAGUCCUCCUCUGCGACACUCUCCCUGUUCCCCAGAGUCCACAACCCCCUCUUCCCUCCCCCCUCCUCCCCCUACCACCACCAUCACCUACCUCUCCUCUCCUCUCCUUCCCACUCCCUCAUUCCAGAAUCCGUCAUCCACCCCCCUCCCCAGACCAGGCCGCUCUAUCCUUCAGUCCAUUCAGAUAGCCGAGCUUCCUUCCUUGUUCUUUACGAGUUCAUUCCGGAAUCCGUCAGUCCUGCAUCACCACAGCAAUCUCUCCUCCAUUCUGGGAUCUAUCCAUCAGGGAACACUGAGCUUCACCACUCUCUCUCUCUGGGAUUUGAGAUCCAUCCGGAACGCAGAGUGGAAGUUCCUUUCUGUUUUUUUUUCUCUUUUUUUCCUUUCUCUCGUGUGCUGGCUUGCCUGCCGAUCACCGCCGCCACCAUGCCUUUCCCGAAGCUGCGUAAGUUCCAGGCCCUGACGCUGCUGCUGUGCGUGCUGACCUUCACCAUGGUGCUGUUCAACUACACGCUGCGCGACCCCUCGGGCUCCGGGUACCUGUUCCUCAAGUACGCCGUGCGCCUGUCCGACUCCCUGUUUCCCAGGGGGCCGUGCGGCUGCGGGGCGGGACGCUGCCUGGCCGAGGUGACCGAGGAUGACAGCUGGUUCGCCGAGCGCUUCAACCAAUCGUUUCAUCCGGUCAUGAGCAGGAAGGGCAGCCUGCUGUCAGAUGAUACCUACAGGUGGUGGCAGUGGCUGCAGGCGGAGCGGCAGCCAGCCAACUACAGCGAGGUGAUUGACAGGCUGUUCCAGGUCAUUCCGGAUAAGGAGCUGUACCUGGACUCCGGGCCGGAGCGGUGCCGGACCUGCGCCGUGGUCGGGAAUUCUGGGAAUCUCAAGGGCUCUCACUACGGGGCGCUAAUCGAUGCCAGCGACUUCAUCAUCAGGAUGAACCAGGCGCGUACGGAGGGCUUCGAGAAGGACGUUGGGUACCGCACCACCCACCACAUCAUGUACCCCGAGAGUGCCGUGGACCUGGACAACGGGACAAGCCUCGUCCUCGUGCCCUUCAAGACCCUCGACCUGCAGUGGCUCAUCAGCGCCCUCACCACGGGAAACAUCCAAUACACGUACCUACCUGUCAUGGCCCACAUCAAAGCCAGUAGAGAGAAGGUGAUGGUCUACAGCCCCAGUUUCUUCAAGUACGUGUAUGACACCUGGCUGGACGGCCACGGCAGAUACCCCUCCACGGGCUUCCUGGCCCUCCUGUUCGCCAUCCACACCUGUGAUGAGGUGAACGUGUUUGGCUUCGGAGCGGACCAGUAUGGCAACUGGCAUCACUACUGGGAGAACAACCUGGAGGGAGGAGCCUUCCGCCAAACCGGCGUCCACGACGGGGAUUACGAGUACAACGUCACGCAGCUAUUGGCCGACAAACACAAGAUCAAGCUGUUCAAGGGGAGCUGAAGUUUCACCCCAACCCUGAAGGACCAAGAGGACACAUGGCAAGGCAACACGUCGCCAACUAAUUUGCCCCCGGUCGUUGACCCUUUUUUUGCCUUUUUUUUGCUGUGUCAUGAUCUUCUCACUGUGACUUACAUGGGCCAAACAGCACAGUAGGAGCAAUGCAAUGUAGAUCACACAGAAAUCGGGAUGAUGCCAAGAUUUUUUUUAAUGAUCCGGUUGGAAUAAUCAACUUUUGACUUUGACUUGUGCCAUCAUUUCUAAAAGGAUUUGUCUGAAGAAUCAGAAGAAUCGCGUUUGGGAAUGUUUCUUUUCGCAGUGACAUUGUUUUGCAGUGACAUUGUUUUGCACUGCUUGAAGCAAAGAUCUUACAGAUUAGAUUACCCUCAACACUCAGCACUACGAAUGUGAAGGGUUGGACUGUGGAAUGUUGCACAUAUCUCUGGAGCCGUUUCAGAAGAUACGUGAUAAGAUAGAAACAGGAAGGCCUCUACUUCCGCUUACUCAGACGAGGCCAAAAAAACGUGGAUGUGUAGCUGCUUCUCCAAGGGUUUUUGUGUCACUUUAUUGUUGACCACAAAUGUACUGUAUUUGUCCAAAUGUCUAAUUUCUAAUAUCUAUAUUUACCAAACCUAUUGUCCGUUACACAUCUGAAAACUGAAACCUGUCCUAAUCAGAAAACACGCACAUCCAGAGACUGGUUUCGGGUGCAGGUUCAAAAAAGUCAAUCCAUACGUAAUAAAGAAAAAACGCAGACCGAUAAACUCCCUAAGGAUCAGCUGCACAAUCAACUUGUUUAGUCUGAGGAAGGGCCAGGGUGGUCCGAAACGUCACAGAUUAAAAAUGGCUUAAAUGGGAGUUCAUCGGUGUGCAUCUUUCUUCAUUACUUAAAGGGACACUGUGUGAGAUUUUUAGUUGUUUAUUUCCAGAAUUCAUGCUGCCCAUUCACUAAUGUUACAUUUUUCAUGAAUACUUACCACCACCAUCAAAUUCUAAGUAUUCAAUAUGACUAGAAAAAUUGCACUUUUCAUACAUGAAAAGGGGGAUCUUCUCCAUGGUCCGCCAUUUUGAAUUUCCAAAAAUAGCCAUUUUUAGCUGAAAAAAUGACUCUACUUGGACCAUACUAGGAAAUAUUUUUUUAUUACUUAGUAAACUUUCAUGUAAAGAUCAAAUUUGACAAUAGGCAGCCCACUUUCAAUGAGCAACAUAGUUGCAGUACCUUUUUUGACCAUUUCCUGCACAGUGUCCCUUACUGAAACCUGUGAAACAAGGGACACAAGCAAGAUAGUAGUAAGAUUGUGGAUCAUUUUAAAACAGGUGGCAUUUUAACGCCCUGAAGAAGGCUCAACUGCCGCUACGCGUGGGCAAUUUUAAAAGUCCUUAAUGGACAUGUCAUAAUAAUAAAGACAUUUUAACUAUACUUUUUGGAGUGCCUUGGUGAAGAAAAGUUUUUUCUCUUUUCAAGCAACUUUUUAGGUGGCAUUUUCAGUCGUUGUUGAAGGAAAGAGGAAACUCUCCCCAUGGCUUCCAGGUGCCGACGAUUCAGGAAGCUGGCAUGGGGCCAUUGUUCUGGAGUGUGUGUGUGUGUGUGUGUGUGUGUGUGUGUGUGUGUGUGUGUGUGUGUGUGUGUGUGUGUGUGUGUGUGUGUGUGUGUGUGUGUGUGUGUGUGCACGCGUGCGUGCGUGUGGCCAAUGUUUCUCUCUGGACGUGGUCAUGGUGUCCAGAUGGCCGUGACAAUAAUGGGAUGGUAGCUGUGUGUGUGAGUGUGUGUGAGAGACAGAGUGUGUGUUAGUGUGUGUGUGUUGACAGUGUGCCAUAUCUGUGUGUUUGCCCAUGCUUGUGUGUGUGUGUUUGUGUGUGAACACCAUAGUGGGGCCAAGGUGUGAGACGAAACCAACACUGAGAGGGAAAGAAUACCAAUGAGUUACAUCGCAUCCCCCCACAACACACACACACACACACACACACACACACACACACACACACACACACACACACACACACACACACACACACACACACACACACACACACACACACACACACACACCUGUCCUUCAUCGCUGGUCUGUCUGUCUGCCUUUAUGUGUAAUGACAAACUACAGCCUGAGCUCUCAUCUUACCAUGCCUGCCUCUUAUUCAACCCUCAUCUUAACACAAGGCCAUUGCCAAGAACACCAGACAACAUCUUCACAGUUUAUGUAACAUUUCACCCCGUGUUCAGUUCUUAGUCAGAAAUCAUAAUCGCUUGAUUUCAUCCUUGGCAAAGCAAUGAAAGACCCAGAAAUGUUGAAAGCAUUUGGCAACAUUCAACAUUGCUGUGAAUUCUGUUCUGUGCUCAUCCCUUUCUCCCAUGUUGCCCAUGAUGUAAAAUAUUCAUUAUGAUUUUCAAGGUUCAGAUUCCUCUUGAUUUAGUAAUUUGAAUAUGAAACUGAAUCUUUCAACAUAUGACAAGCUAUUUUCCAAAAUGCUAUAUCCAUACUCAAAAAUUACUGUUAUUGUUUUACUGUAUUUCCCUGUAGAAAAAAAGAGUUUUGAUUUUUUAAUUUGUUAUGGAAAUAUCAGUUGAAGUUAGCCCUGUAGGCCUACCAAUUUCCCGCAUGCUGUCUCAAAAGGAAAUUUUACACAAAAAAAAUCAUUCACAUUGUAUUUAAAUGUUUGUUAUGUUGUUUUGGAGUAUUUGAAUGAUAACAAAGAAGGUGGAGCUAACAAGAGGCGACACUAAAUACAACGCCCCAUUGCAACACACUGAUUUUCGGCCGCGGCCGCCAUUCUGGAAUGAAUCUCGGACAAAUUACAUUGGAAUGCAUUGGGAAUGUGUACAGGAUUUCUACAUAAUACGGUAAAACUACAUCGAUAUAACUAUCGGAAAUUCUUCAGUUAUGAAUGCUUAUACCAUCUCGUGUGUUUUUUUCAACACAAUCAGUGCAGAACUUGAGUAUCUACAGUUAGGGCCAUAAAUAUUUGGACAUCUGCACAAUUUUCAUGUUUUUGGUGCUGUACACCAUCCCAAUGGAUUUGAAAUGAAACAAACAAG